AUGGCACCAAGAGGAUGCCCUAGUACGCGAUCUGCACCGGCACCGCCUCCUGAGGUGCCCGGGCAGACGGGGUCGGAUGAAGUGCGCGAGAUGCGGGCCCAAGUAGCGGCUUUGGCCGGGGCUAUGUGGCAACAGGGGGAGCAGAUUGGACAACUCCAUGAGUUGAUGGCUCAACAGGCGGCGGUGGCUGCACCUGUAUCUCAGGAUCCGCCGGCACCUGUUGCACCUGAGCGGUUGUUGGCGGUGUUGACGGCCUUCAAGCGAUUCAACCCUCCGACCUUCAACGGCAAUGUAAAGGAUCUGUGGUUGGUGGAGUCGUGGUUGGCCAUGAUGGAAGCGUUGUUUGAGGACAUCUAUACCCUCGAGAAGGAUAAAGUUCACCCAGCAGCUCACUGUUUCCAAGGGUCGGCUCGAUUGUGGUGGACUCAAGCGAAAAAGAGUCACUCGUUGGAUCUCGCUUCCGUCACUUGGGAGGCGUUUCGGGAGAUGCUAUUGAUGGAGUAUUUUUCCGAGAGUGACAAGCGGAAGAUCAAAGAAGAUUUUCACAAGUUAAGACAAGGUAGCCAGUCGGUGCGGGAGUACGAGAGGGAGUUCACGCACCUAGUCAACUGCGUGCCGAGCUCAGUGGAGCGCGGCAAUGCUAUUGCGCGAGAGGAGUGCGAAGCAUUCGAGAUGGACAAGGAAAGGGAUAAGUCCAAGAAAAGGGCGGCUAGUGGAUCUGCGGGGCAGUCGAGUUCUAAGCAACCCCCUCGACCUCAGCGAUCACAGUGGCGAGGAGGCAGGAGUCAGACACAGAGCCAGACUACCUACCCGUCCGUGAUAUGUGGCGGAGACCAUAGAGUUACUGCUUGCCCUCAGCGGGAGGGGCGGUAUUUCCAAUGCGGCCAGGCGGGCCACAUAGGCCGAGAGUGCCCAGGCGGUGCAUCACCUGCUUCGUCAUCAGCUUCAGUUCAGUAUACUCAGCGACAGCUGGCGGGACUGCCACCCGCUAUGUCUGCUGGACGUUCAUCAGCGCCUCAGUCUUCUUCUGCGACUACUGCUACUGCUGAUACUGAUCGUGGAAAGGGUGUUGCGAGCUAG
Ananas comosus (pineapple) is the source of this 1080-nucleotide messenger RNA. RefSeq lists its product as uncharacterized. Lineage: Eukaryota; Viridiplantae; Streptophyta; Magnoliopsida; Poales; Bromeliaceae. Bases 1 to 1080 code for a protein of 359 amino acids. Gene Ontology annotation, molecular function: nucleic acid binding; zinc ion binding. The record is from RefSeq and is a predicted model, not a curated record. The transcript is spliced from 4 exons.